Messenger RNA from Penicillium pulvis, 1467 nucleotides. RefSeq names its product putative MFS sugar transporter. The record is from RefSeq and is a predicted model, not a curated record. NCBI's taxonomy places the organism in Eukaryota, Fungi, Ascomycota, Eurotiomycetes, Eurotiales, Aspergillaceae. Bases 1 to 1467 code for a protein of 488 amino acids. The transcript is spliced from 2 exons. Gene Ontology annotation, biological process: carbohydrate transport; transmembrane transport. Gene Ontology annotation, cellular component: membrane. Gene Ontology annotation, molecular function: carbohydrate:proton symporter activity.
AUGGGCCUAAUCCCGACUCUAGUAAAGAGCCCACCGAAGUACCUGCUGGGGUGCAUUUUAUGCUCUGCAAAUGGCCUCCUCUUCGGAAUGGACACCGGUAUUAUCGGUCCUGUUACCGAUAUGACAGACUUCAAAGCGCAAUUCGGAGGUAGUCAAAAUUCUACGAUCCACGGUCUCAUUGUCUCGUGUAUCUUGAUCCCCGCGGCGAUCUCUUCCUUCUUUGCUGGCUAUCUUGCCGAUCGUGUCGGUCGGCCGAAGGGUAUCUGUAUCGGCACCUUUAUUUUCGGGGUCGGAGCCGCUAUCGAAGCCGGCGCCGUACACUUGGCUAUGUUCAUCGUGGGCCGCAUUGUUGAAGGUGUCGGUGAAGGUCUAUUUCUUGGCAAUCUGGUCGUGCUGAUCUGCGAAAUUUCACCUAUCAAGACGAGAGGUGCUCUCACAACUGGCCCUCAGCUGGCAUGUACCCUUGGCUUGGUUGUGGGGUAUUUCGUCUGCUAUGGGUCAUCGGAUAUUCAGUCCUCACUCUCCUGGCGUGUGCCCUGGAUAAUUCUUUCGGCCUUAGCCAUGAUAACGAGUGGCGUCUCUCUGCUGCUUUUGCCGGAGUCACCUCAAUGGCUUGGCCUUCAGGGUCGUUAUGAAGAGGCUGAAGAGGCGUGGGAGAAGUUAGGUGUGGAUCUUGCGGAUCGUGAAAAGAUCGAGGUUAAAGUGCAGGUGCAGGUGCAGGAGAUUGAUCUUGACACUGAGAAGGAGACAGUCGGAACGACUAGCAAACUUCUGGAGGUCUUUUGCAAGGAAGUUCGGGGCCGGACUGCACUUGGUGUCUUCUUGAUGGGCAUGCAACAGCUGAGUGGUAUCGAUGGAGUCCUUUACUACGCCCCAGAACUCUUCCAAAAAGCCGGUCUCGCCUCCUCAGAAGCAAGUUUUCUAGCUUCCGGUAUAUCGGCAAUUGUGAUAUUUGCCUCGACAAUUCCUGGUUUGCUUUAUGCCGACGCGUGGGGUCGCAGAACCAGCAUUCUUAUCGGAGGUGUUGGAAUGGCGAUUUUGAUGUUUUUGAUGGGCGGCUUGUACGCCGGAGAUGCCGUUCAUAAGGACGGUGGCGCUGGUCGCUGGGUCGUCAUUGUAUCCAUUUAUCUGUUCGCGGCGUUGUACUCUGCCACUUGGGGUGUCACUGUCAAAGUCUACAGUGCUGAGAUCCAGCCUCAGCGUACACGAGCAUCAGCCACCACAUUGUCUCAUUCGAGUAACUGGGUUUGCAACUUUACAGUCGCUUUGAUCACACCAAUUGUGCUCUCGAAAAGCAGCUGGGGAAUAUACAUCUUGUUUGGUGGAUGCUGCGUUAUCACCGUUAUUGUCAGCAUUUUCUUCAUGCACGAAACGCAAGGAAGAACCUUUCUGCAAAUUGAGGAGGCUUUCAAGGGGAGAUCGGCCGAAAAGAAUAGCUCAUGUGAACGCGAGGUCAGCCAAGCAUAA